Molecule: messenger RNA, 1551 nt
Organism: Chara braunii
Lineage: Eukaryota; Viridiplantae; Streptophyta; Charophyceae; Charales; Characeae
Source: the annotation of a GenBank genome assembly
GUUUAUUUUUCCACAUUAAUCAUUGUUGUUGAUGUCAGAUUACUGUCAGUGAGCGCAACGAUAUGUAUGUGGGUAUGUGAAUGCACAAUCGGGCGACGUUAAUGGCCUUGGCAUAGAUGGGCAUGGCUUACGACAUCGGAAUUGUGCUUCCGUUGGUUGGAUGUUUUGGUGGCAAUUGUUCAAAUGCAGUUCGGUUCAAAAUCCGUCAGUUCCGGGAUGUGAAUUAUGUUGUUCCAUAUCCUUACGAACCUAAGCGGCCCUCCGAUGACGAGAUUUUGCAGGUCUGUGGUGAACGUUUGGGUGACAACUCAGGCCUCACAUGGUCUUUCGAUGAAAUGCUUCAGUUGCUGUUUUGUAAACAGCAAGAGGUCAAUGCUCUCAAAAGUGUAUUGGACCAACUUCAAGCUGUGCAUGAACAGUCCAUAGAGAGCAUGCUCAAAAAGCUUAAUUUGGGUUCAGAUCGCUUGCGUCAGUUGGCGGACCGCAGCAAGGACGAGCUGAUUGAAUUAGGCGGAAAAGUUUCGCCUGCAAACGUCGGAAGAGCCAAGAGGAAGCUGUUCGACAACCUCGAUGGGAACCAAAAGUUCAGGAAUGAAUAUAUGUAUGAUCAUGUGUAUGUCCACCGUACUCGAAGUUUACUCGUCAUGCAAGAUAUCUUCAUGCAGCUCAAGGCACAAAGUAACACCGCCAUGCAAGAGAACAUGGUCCGCUGGAGAGAAAGGGCGGUCAGUCUUGACCUCCAGGUGAGAAAGUUAUUGACUAUUUCCGACAGUCGCGGAGACGCGGUGGCGCUUACACAACCGCUAUUCAAAGCGCAUAUAGAGGACGUUAUGCGUGAAAUGUCCAAGGCCGAUGCAAUGAGUGCAAUCCGGUGCUUGCAAUGGCUCGCAGAGACAUUCCUUAACAGAGCUAUCAUGGCAGAGGUGCAGGCAGCAUUACAUUUCUCCCUGACAAGGGCUCAGGAGGAGUUCACCAUUGAAUCUUUCUACCGCUUGCUUCUAAACGCUCACUCAGAUCGCAAGCGGCUUGCGGAUAUGGUAGUUGCAGUGCAAUCCGUGACCACAGAUUUUAAUGUCCACGAGUGUGGCUACAAGAUGCAGCAACCGUCUGACAACCAAGCAGCGAAACGGCUGCGGAAGGAGAUUCUUUAUUUUAGCGUUCCAACUGAGAGCCAGCGAGUGUGCUCUGCGACAUCAAUGGAAGCCAAGUUCCACAAUAGGAGUGUCCGAAGCGAGUUCCCCGGCUAUCGUAGCUCGAUUGUGGCCACCGCACAUCAACUCAGAGUCCUUGAAUUGGAAAAACAGUCGUACCUAGAGGACAUGUACGCAGAGUUUGUUGUCGUCAACCAGAUCCAAGGCAUGGACCAGUACGAGACGCUUGCACAUAUUCGCGAAGACGAUGAGAUGCCAGCUCUAUUGUCAGUCCUCUAUGAGGAGCAAGAUGAGCGUUUCAACGACGAUUUCAUCUGAGGACAGUCGUUUUCCACAGGCAGUGUGCAAUGUUUGUUUGAGGUCCGUGCAUGUAGUUCAGAGGCGCAAUAAGCAUCGCGAC